Molecule: messenger RNA, 5309 nt
Organism: Coregonus sp. 'balchen'
Lineage: Eukaryota; Metazoa; Chordata; Actinopteri; Salmoniformes; Salmonidae
Source: the annotation of a GenBank genome assembly
AUGGCGACAAGCGGAGAGGCCCCGGAAUCUUGGUACCUAGCUCUGCUCGGCUUUGCCGAACAUUUUCGCACCUCAAGUCCUCCGAAGAUCCGUCUCUGUGUCCACUGUCUGGAGGCGGUGUUUCAGUUCAAGCCGCCGCAGAGAGUCGAGGCCCGAACUCAUCUCCAGCUUGGCUCGGUACUCUACCACCACACCAAGAACACCGAACUCGCCCGGAGCCACUUGGAGAAAGCGGUAAGCAUUCCCCAGGAAACUCCGUGGAUGUGGUUAGUGGGGAGGGAAAAGGAAGGCCACAUCUUUGGCAAAGCCAUCGGUGUGUUGCUGAUCAGUUAAGUGGACGAAAGUGGUUGAUUAAUCAGUGAGGAUAUUUUAAUUAUCGCGCGCUAUCUUACAAUAAUUGUUGGGACAUCAAUCAAGCAAUGCAACAUUGCAUGUACAAAACUGAUAUUGAAACUAACUUUCGCAUUCUGUUUUUCCCACAUAGUGGUUCAUAUCACAACAGGUAUCCUUUUACGUGAGUGAGUGAGUGAGUGUGUGUGUGUGAGAGAGAACAUGCUCCUACCUGAACAAAUGUUGACCAUGUCUCGAUGCGCCAUACAUUUUUUCCCCUUCAUUUUUUCCCCUUCAUUGAUGCUAGUGUUAUCAUGCAGACAAAUACAUUUCCUUUACAAGUAAUACCAGAUCCCUCAGUUUGAAGAUGUCAAAUUCGAGGCAGCAAGUCUUCUGUCAGAACUGUAUUGUCAACAGGUAAGUGAAGUGUUGUUCUCCUUUCCAACCUGUGGCCCACCUUCACCUUGCACUAUUCCCUAAAUUCAAUCAAAUGUCACUUGCUGAUCUGUUCACACGUUUAUCUCAGCAUUUUCGCUUGUCAACUUUUCAGUCAUUCAACCUUUUGCGAGACAAAAUGUCAUACUCCAUUAUUUUGACUUUGGCUGUUAUGUCAUCAUAAAGUAGGCCUAAUCAGUAAUCCUUGCAUUGUCUUUUCCCUCAUUAAGCUGCUUUUGCAUGUAAGUGAACUCUGAAACAGUAAGAUUAAGUAGGAUACGGUAGUUGGUUUAGCAAACACUUCUGAUUGUAGUUUCCUUUAAAGUAUUGUUGUAAAAGUUAUUAAAGUCAAUGAACUGAUGAUUAUCUCUGAUCUGGUCUUUCUUUGUAGAAUCUGGUUGAUUCGGCAAAGCCCUUGCUGCGAAAGGCCAUCCAGAUCUCCCAGCAAACUCCCUACUGGCACUGCAGAUUGCUCUUCCAACUGGCGGUAAGUCAACCUAACAACCGGACCUGAUAACCCAAUCUGUAAAAUGACUGACAUUUAAGAAUUCAAAUCAGUUCUGAAGUCAAGGUUCACAGAGAUGUAUUUAGCUGUUAUUCACCUCAAUUUACAUCUAUUUGGGUUAUUAUUUACUUGUCUUCAAUAGUGGGCUAAAAUUUUCUUGUCCUUUUCUCCCCUUCAGCAACUGCACACACUGGAGAAGGAUCUGGUGUCAGCCUGUGACCUCCUGGGGGUAGGGGCAGAGUAUACCAGGGUAGUGGGCUCUGAAUACACCAGGUAGUGUAUCAUUGUAGAACGCAACACACGUCAAACAGUUGAACAGUUGUGGUAAUGUCUGUACAUUGUCGAGGUGUUGUUUUACUGCCCUGAGGACUAGUGUUGUUGUCUGGUCAGAUGAUGUUACUGAUGUCCUUGUUGUCUUUCCUCCUGCACAGAGCUCUCUUUCUGUUGAGUAAAGGAAUGGUAAGUUGAGAAAUAUACUGAUCAUGUGAAGACAUUCUCUAAUGACGAUAAAUUCAAAUCGAAUAAUGAUAAAAUUAAAUUCUGCUGAAACCACUUAGACCAUUGCUUACUAAACUGUUUUUUAAUGAAAGUCUUGAUAUCCACCUAAAAAAGAAAACAAAUGCUUAUAUUUGCUCUGUUUACUUACUUACCUGCAUUACUAGUCACUACCAGAUAGACAUUGUUGUAAUGGUAGUUUUGAGGCAUCAUACUUGAAGAUUUUGAAGGAAAACAUAUUUUUAGGGGCAAAAUUGUGACUGUUUUAAGAAGAGUGAAAUGUCACCCUGUGUGUUUGUCUGAAGCUGCUGCUGAUGGAGAGGAAGCUUGGGGAGGUGCAUCCUCUGCUGACGCUGUGUGGGACCAUCGUGGAGAACUGGCAGGGGAACCCCAUCCAGAAGGAGUCCCUCAGGGUGUUCUUCCUGGUGCUGCAGGUCACACACUACCUGGACGCUGGACAGGUACAGAAUCAGAAUCACCUUUAUUCGCCAAGUACAUUUACACAUACCCAGAAUUUGACUUGAUGAAGUAGACAGAAUAUAGAAAGGAAUUGACCCACUCUACAUACGGUAUGGAUACAAUAUGGAUACAGUAGAUAUUAUACAUGGGAUAUUACCUGAUUAUGUGGUCACUGGUCACAAAAUAAAAAGAUAAGGGGCCUGUUGUCAAAAAUGUAUAAAAUAGGACUUAAUCAACACGGCAGGAUUUAGGAGCAAUACGCACGCAGAGAUAAAGUCAUACAAUUCCAGAUGUAAUCCCACUUGAAAAGGCACAUAACUGAUGUAAUAAAUAAAUAUAUUUGGGCUGAUAGGUGAAGAGUGUGAAGCCGUGUCUGAAGCAGCUACAGCAGUGCAUCCAGACCAUCUCUACACUCCACGACGAUGAGAUCCUACCCAGUAACCCUGCCGACCUGUUCCACUGGCUGCCCAAGGAGCACAUGUGUGUCCUUGUCUACCUGGUGAGAUACAGCUACUGCAUGUGACCUUUGACCUCUAUUGGUCAUAUUGUUGUCACAACUGACUUUACUUACUUUUUUUUCUCCCACAGUUGACAGUCAUGCACUCCAUGCAAGCAGGGUACCUGGAGAAGGCCCAGAAAUACACAGACAAAGCACUCAUGCAGCUGGAAAAGCUCAAAAGUAAGUCAUGGGAAUCUUCACGAUAGAAUUACAUAUAGAAGUAAUUUAAUAGGAGAAUUACAUAUAGAAGUAAUUUAAUAGGAUCUCUGUGAUCCUCUGAACCUCACCCUCUCUCAAUCUCCUAGUGAUUUUUCAGCUGUAGAAGUAUUAAUGUGUUUGUCAGUGACUUUCUGUUAUUGUUGUUGUUGCUGAUAUUGAUGUGUUUUCCAGUGCUGGACUCCAGCCCCAUCCUCUCCACAUUCCAAGUCAUCCUGCUGGAGCACAUCAUCAUGUGCCGACUCGUCACUGGUCACAAGGCCACGGCAUUGCAAGAGGUAUGGAACAGGCUUAACAUGCACAUUAAUUCAUGUAAACAGAUAGAUUUUCGUGAUGCUGAUGAAGUUUCCCUAUUCUCAGAUCUCUCAGGUGUGUCAGCUGUGUGCGCAGUCUCCCAGGUUAUUCACCAACCAUGCAUCCCAGCUACACACCCUGCUAGUGAGGAUUGGAGAUUUUCUAACCUUGGAAUUCUGUUUCUUAUAUCUGUACGUUAUAAGUGAAGUGGACAGGUAGUUGUUUAGUCAUGAUUUUCUAUUUUGUGCCGACCAAGUCCCUCGUUACUGUUGUGGUCUGUGUUCCAGGGCCUGUACUGCAUCUCAGUGAACUGCAUGGAUAACGCUGAGGCGCAGUUCACUGCUGCCCUGCGGGUGAGUGACGUGAGUGUGUCUACUAGAAUAUCUAUUGGCAAAAUUAGUAACCUCUUAGUUUGAUAUUUCUGGGUGUGUUAACUGAAAUACCUGUGUGUUUCACUCUUCCAGCUGACGACGCACCAGGAACUGUGGGCGUUCAUUGUGACCAAUCUGGCCAGCGUCUAUAUCAGGGAGGGCAACAGGCACCAGGAGGUCAGAGGGCAUCUGGGGUGCAUUCAGGAUGGCAGGGUUGUUGUAUGUGAUGAAUGAGGUAUUAUGUCCCUUUUUCUGUUAUAACAGCUUGAUAACCUGUUGGAGAGGAUAAACCCAGAUCACAACUUCCCUGUCAGGUAACAAAAGGUGUUUGUAGGUUUAUGUAUUUUGGCAGCUCCAAGUGCAAUCUUGCGAGUGUGAUGUUUGAUUCUAAAUGGACUUCUCUACUCCUCCCGUUCCAGCUCUCACUGUCUGGUAGCAGCAGCCUUCUACAUCCGUGGACUGCUCUCUUUCUUCCAGGGACGCUAUAACGAGGCCAAGUAAGUUCAACCAUGGCUCACCAGACACAAUUUCUUUAUGUACAUCUCCAUUACUUCACAUACAAAUAAUAUCUUCACACAUUUAGAAUACCUGCUUGGUUGGAAAGAAAGCCCAAGAGCACGACUGUGAAACAUAAACAAAAUAGUGUGUGUGUGUGACUGUGUGUCCUGUUAGGCGGUUCCUUAGGGAGACUCUGAAGAUGUCCAAUGCUGAAGACCUGAAUCGUCUGACUGCAUGUUCUCUGGUUCUACUGGGCCAUAUCUUCUACGUGCUGGGGAACCACCGGGUGAGAUCACAUCACAGGGCUCUCCAGGGUCUUAUAGCAGUGUUUCCAAAAACACAUAAUGCCUCGGAGCAAUGCUAGGAGGUGUGAUUGAAUCUGAACCAUGCAUUUGGUGCUGUCUGUGUUUCCUCCAGGAGAGCAACAACAUGGUGGUCCCAGCCAUGCAGCUGGCCAGCAAGAUCCCUGACAUGUCAGUCCAGCUCUGGUCCUCGGCUCUGCUCAAGGGUAAGGCAACAGCUGUUUGUUUGUGUGUGUGUGUGUGAGAGAGACGUACUAACUGAAAUGACUGUUCUCCCUGUAGAUCUAAACAAGGCGUGUGGGAACACGAUAGACGCCCACGAAGCAGCUCAGAUGCAUCAGAACUUCUCCCAGCAGCUCCUGCAGGACCACAUCGCUGCCUGCAGCCUCCCUGAGCACAACCUCAUCAGUGUAUGAUUCAUCAAUCCCUCAAUAUCUUUAUAAUCGAUGCACAGCCUUCCAAAGCAUAACUUCAUUACGAAUAAGAACUCAUCAAUCAAUCAAUAUAUCAGUUAGUCAUCCAUCAAUAUCUUUGUACUGCACAAUGGUGAAUAUUUGUCCACAGAAAAUACACAACAAGUACAUGCACAGUUAGAGGAAUUAUUUUAUUUUAUUAGGAUCCCCAUUAGCUGACACCAUGAUGAUAGCUAGUCUUCCCGGGGUCCGACACAUAACGAAAAAUACUUUACAGACAAAAUACUUUACAGACAAAAUACUUUACAGACAAAAUACUUUACAAUUUCCAUUUAAAAACAUUGAACAAGUAGGCAUUCCAGCUAGAGGGAAUGAGUGUGAGACAGUGAGCUGACAGACUGUGUGUUGUUGCAGUGGACGGAUGGACCUCCUCCAGUGGGCCAGUUCCAGGCCCAGAAUGGACCCGCUACCAGCCUGGCCAGCCUGCUCUGA